ACGCUCGAUCGCGGCAGUGCGGGUAUACAGUCGGUCUGCGCACGCGCACCUCAGACGCAAGAUGUCCUUAGCGGAAGGCGCCUCUGACACAGAACAUAGACAGGAAGACUCCAAGAAAUCCGACAAGCCACGCGGUUCGAUGUCAGACCCAUACAUGUGGAAAGAGCAGAUCCAUACGUUGAUGAAGGGCGGAGAUAGCGAGUCCGACAUAUCGGAUUCCGAGCACUUCCUCACCAAAGGAGCCUUCCUUCUCACCCCCUCUCAUGGCCUUAGUAUGGAGAAGGCUUCCGCAAUCUGCGAGAAAAUGGAAUUCAAAGGUUGCUUUUCGCUAACAAAAACCGCUACAGGUAUAUUGUUUAAAUUCUCCAGCGUCGAUGACUACCAGAUGGUGUUCAAGAAGGGCUUCCAUAAGGUUACUGGAUCCAGAUUUUAUAGAAAGAUAGCGAUACCCUGCCGUCCUCAGAAGACGUUCACGAUUUACGUGUAUGAUAUACCCGAUGAGGUGCCAGAGGAAGACGUGCGUCAUGCUCUGUUCAAGUUCACUUCCGUCGUGGAGGUGGUGCGUCUGCAUUUCACUGGAUCACCACGUGAAGGUAACACUGGUUCUUCAACCCCAAAACCUUUGGAGAAAACGCCAUCUCGUGCUAUAACCAGUAUCGACGGAGAGUUGGUGAGCAGCAUGGUACCGAAGGAAGCUUCCAGUGUGAUGAGGAUCACGCUCGCCAAUAUCGAGGAAGCUAACAUCCUACUUCAAAAUGGUCUAGACUUCUACGGAGCUACGUAUUUCCCGACUGAGUUGGCGACACCGGCACAGGCAGCUAAACUCGUCAAGCCUAGCCGGGGCUAUAUUUCCAGGGUUACGGGUGGUACUGUAUCUGCCAGAGUCCGGGAUUUGUUGCCAGUUUUUGAUCAGCAGGGGUUCGCCAAGUUUGCUCCACCGGCUUCCAGACUUGUAAAGCCACGAUCCAAGUGAAUUAAACAAAACAGUUACCAAGAUUCCAAGAUAUAGAAGCCUUUUUGCUAACAGUAGGCCCAAAACUAAGUAUCCAACGUGAUUCAUUGGUUGCCAUAUUAAUUACUAAGUUAAACUAAUACUGACGAACGACUUUCUUCUAAUAAUAAAAUUGUCAAAUUUAUAAAUAAGUAUGUUUUCAUUUAUUAAUUUUUAAUUGUAUUCCAUGUAAUUUAUUAAUAUCGGUUAAUUUGUAAUUAGUAAUUUUCACAUCAACAAGAUAUAACUUGAUGAAUUUCAACAUCCUAAUAAAGAUUAAUGAAAGACGAAAAUAAAAUCUCAAUAUGUAUAUCUUCUGCUAUUUCGAUUUAUGUCAUUAAUACUAUAUAAUAUUUAUUUUUAUUUGUUUUUAAUCUAAUAAAUAUAUUCUGUUUUU
This is a messenger RNA of Danaus plexippus (monarch butterfly), 1388 nucleotides long. RefSeq lists its product as uncharacterized. Lineage: Eukaryota; Metazoa; Arthropoda; Insecta; Lepidoptera; Nymphalidae. The coding region runs from base 62 to 973 and encodes 303 amino acids. The transcript is spliced from 5 exons. The record is from RefSeq and is a predicted model, not a curated record.